AUGGAUUACAGACCACCAAAGAUCCAGAGUAGAACGAGCUACUUUGGCAACGUCAAGAACAGGUUGGGGCCCAAGCUUCCCACAGGUGUCUCUCAGCCUCCACAGUUUACGACAAGAAUGUGGGAAGUCCAGCCCCUGGCCCCAGCUCUGCAUCAGCCCAGUGAGAAGAGGUCCAUGUCAGCCAGACCACUGAACCACAUGCCCCUCAUUCGAAACCCCAAGCUCCGCCAGUACUACUUACAAGGAACUCCGUGGGAAGAAAACUGCACAGAUGUGACAAACUACAAGCAUCACUCCGGGGACACCGUCUUUACUGUUUCAUCCCAGUUCCACCACUCGCCUCAGACAUCUCCCUCUGAAAUACUCAUCCCACGUGAGCUGCUCGUCGUCCCGAAGGAGAAAAGAGACAAAAAUACAUGUGUAACGCAAGAGGAGCCACAGCAAUCAGCAAUGACCAAGUCCAGCCUGGAUGUGAGAGCCAAGAGCGAGCAGUCUCCAUCACCAGAAGCAGAGUAUGACAAGCUCCUGGAUGUGGAGGCCGUGCCCAUGCCAGACGGACAGCUCUGUUUGCUGGCUCUCCCUCCAGAGUGCUGUGAAGGAGCAGACACCACUCCGUACCUGAAGCUGUUCUGCCGCUACAUCACCUACUGCCAGGGGGUGGUGUCCGGGAUUCUUCUGGUGACUUCCAACAAGAUCUUUUUCGACCCGUGUAAGACCCAUCCCCUGGUGAAGGAGCACGGCUGUGAGGAGUACGUCUUGUCCUGCUCAGUGGACAGUCUGGCCUCGGUUUCCUUCUAUUCCGAUAUCACUCACGUUCAUUUCAACACUUUCCAGCAGAGGAGAAAAGGGAGAAACCUAUUCCAAAGGUUAAUACCACAUAAAAGCCAAAGAAAUGAGCAAACAGGCUGCACAGACAUUGUGGCCUCUUUGAAUUCUGCUCCGACUGAGCGAGACGUGUGCGGUGAUGCUGCCACAGAGGAGGAAGAGGAGGAGGACGAGGGCGCCGACAGCAGGGACAUGGCUCAGGUGGAGAGGGAGCUGGACACAGAUCUACUCAGUGGAGUGUUGGAGAGCAGUGCUGCUACAUUCUGUUGUGCUGGACCAGGAGCUGACCUGAGGAGGGAGGACGAGAAGGAGCAGAAUCACGUUCACAGAGGACCGUCGCAGUGCCGUCCUGGAGGCCUGAUGUUUGUGAGACUGCGGACUCAGCUGCCCUCAGGGGGGAGGAGGGGUCUGCCCAGGAGGGACGUGUGGCUCACCCUGUCCCAGGAGAGCUCAGAUGAGUUGUAUGCGUACCUCUCGCAGUGUCGACCGGACCUGUGCUUACUGGAAGGAGCGCAGGAGGAGGAGGAGGACGACGACGAGUUUGUUCUAAUCGAGGACAAGGAGCGAGAGAGUGAGAUGGAGGAAAAUGACCAGAGAAAACUCAGCUCUGGAGAAGACUGGGAGAUGAUAUUAAUGGACGACAGCAAAGAAAGGUUCACCCAAGUUCUGGACCGGGAACCAGAAGGACUUCAGGGUAUCGUGGAGCGCAGCCACAUUUUAGAGGCUUCUCAUGUGAAAGAGCUUUGUAAGGAGCUGCCGGCCAGGACCGUAGGCCAUAACUGGAAGCUAAUCUACAGCACUUCUCUCCACGGAUCCAGUCUCAAGUGUCUGUACCGGAAAGUCAGUGCGUCCGAUUCUCCGGCGCUCGUGGUCAUAAAGGACGCUCUGGAUGAGGUGUUUGGUGCCUUUCUGUCCCAUCCCCUGAGACCCAGUGAAGCCUUCUAUGGCACAGGAGAAACAUUCCUCUUCAUGUUGCAUCCACGGAUGAAGUGCUUCCGAUGGACUGGGGAGAACUCCUUUUUUAUAAAAGGAGACUUGGAUUCCUUCGCAAUUGGAGGAGGAAGCGGUCACUUCGGGCUGUGGGUGGACGAGAAUCUGCUCUUGGGCCGCAGCAGCCCCUGUUUCACCUUCAAUAACUGCUGCCUCUCGGAAACAGAUGACUUUCGGAUCAUUGAGCUGGAGGUGUGGACUUUUUGA
Messenger RNA from Knipowitschia caucasica, 2022 nucleotides. The record is from the annotation of a GenBank genome assembly. NCBI's taxonomy places the organism in Eukaryota, Metazoa, Chordata, Actinopteri, Gobiiformes, Gobiidae.